Messenger RNA from Siniperca chuatsi (mandarin fish), 4421 nucleotides. It is a transcript of the gene agpat3, whose product is annotated as 1-acylglycerol-3-phosphate O-acyltransferase 3. Lineage: Eukaryota; Metazoa; Chordata; Actinopteri; Centrarchiformes; Sinipercidae. Gene Ontology annotation, molecular function: 1-acylglycerol-3-phosphate O-acyltransferase activity. The transcript is spliced from 10 exons. The coding region runs from base 362 to 1495 and encodes 377 amino acids. The record is from RefSeq and is a predicted model, not a curated record. Gene Ontology annotation, cellular component: endomembrane system; endoplasmic reticulum.
CAGCAGGAUCUGGCUCUGUUCUUGCUGUCAUCAUAAUCUCCCUCUUUCCUUCUGUGGGAUUAUCAUGGCUGUGAAGCAGGACGGCCUGUGACUGUCCACUGCUCUCUGCAGGCCUUUUCUUUAUGUUUUUAUUCUUGGUUUAAUUUGGUGAGACACUAGGAGCCAAAAUGCUGAACCAGAGUGCUGUGAUGAUCUUCACUGGGAUUUGUGGGGCGUUGGUGGUCAUGGCAAUGGCCUACUAUGUCUACUGGUCUGUAGUAUUGGCUGAAGGACCGUGUAAACGCGGCUUGUAAAAGGAUCCCACCGUGGUUGGUUGUAGUGUAUAGAGAGGAGCCUACUCCACUCUCCAGGCUCCUCAGCCAUGGCUCUACUCGACUACCUGAAGAGCCUGUUCAUCCUGCAGUUGCUGAUGGGCUUUGUGUUUGUGGUGAGCGGCCUCAUCAUAAACUUCAUUCAGCUCUGCACCUGCAUCCUCUGGCCAAUCAACAAGCAGCUCUAUCGCAGAAUCAACUGCCGGCUCUCCUACUCCCUCUGGAGUCAGCUGGUGAUGCUGCUGGAGUGGUGGUCGGGCACAGAAUGCACCCUAUACACCGACCAAGCUACGGUGGACAAGUUUGGCAAAGAGCAUGUCAUCGUCAUCCUCAACCACAACUUUGAGAUUGACUUCCUGUGUGGCUGGACCAUGUGUGAAAGAUUUGGCAUCCUAGGGAGUUCAAAAGUGCUAGCCAAACAUGAGCUACUGAAGGUUCCUCUGAUUGGCUGGACCUGGUACUUCCUAGAAAUAGUCUUCUGCAAAAGAAAGUGGGAGGAGGACCGAAAGACUGUCUUCAAAGGACUGACCAGGCUCAAAGACUAUCCUGAAUGUAUGUGGUUUCUGCUGUAUUGUGAGGGCACCCGCUUUACAGAGACGAAGCACCAAAUCAGUAUGCAGGUUGCAGAGAGUAAAGGCCUGCCCAAGCUCAAAUACCACCUACUACCCCGAACCAAAGGAUUCACCACCACACUGCAGUGUCUUAAGGGGACAGUAACUGCUGUGUAUGAUGUGACUCUCAACUUCAAAGACAACCAAACUCCCACUCUCCUGGGCAUCGUCAACGGCAAGACAUACAAAGCUGACAUGAGUGUAAGGCGGUUCUCUGUGGAUGAUAUACCAGAUGAUGAGAAAGAGUGUGCAAACUGGCUGCACAAGCUCUACCAGGAGAAGGAUGCCUUGCAGGAAACCUACAACAAGGAAGGCAAGUUCCCCGGAUCCACAAUUAUCACACGUCGCAGGCCAUGGACGCUGCUGAACUUCCUGUUUUGGGCCACCCUGCUGCUUUCACCCCUCAUCAACUUUGCUUGUGGAGUGGUUGUUAGUGGCUCCCCCCUCCUCAUAAUUGGCUUUAUCAUCUUCCUCAUCAUAGCCUCCAUAGCUAUCCGCCGCCUCAUAGGGGUCACCGAGGUGAAGAAAACAGGCUCCAGUUAUGGCAACCAGGAGGCAAAGAAACAAAACUAAAGUGUGUCACCCCCCUCCGUGUAAGGCCAUUUCUGUACGGUUGCCCUGUGGUGUCUCACCCCUACCCAACUCCAUUCUCCUCCUACUGUUGAGUCAGUUGGCAGGCCAGGAGGAGACCCAGCUGUGAAAACAUGAUAGAGACCAGAGUUAGAAAUACUAAUGGCACUAGAGUGAGAGAGAGCAUGGAAGGUCUGGGGUUCAAGCUCUCUGGUGUAACACAGAACAUAUGGAGGGGGAGAUGCAGUGCUUUAUUCCCCUGCAUCUUUCUUAUUCCAGCUAGCGACCCACUGUCCCCACCCAAGUCUCAUUAAAUCCCGGUAACACCCAAGGUUAAGCUCCUAACCUGUCUAAGGUCACAUGGACAGCCAGUCAGCCCAUUUCCUGCUCUGUGCUACCUACCGCCACUUCCUGUCACAGUCAUCAGCCAAUCAGGGAGUGAUGAUGUGCUCAUUCUUUGCCCACAAAACACAAGCCGAUCUGUAUCUGAUCUUUUUAAUCUUACCUCCAUCCAGGGGCAGUGCAUUUCUGCAACAGCGAUCUGUAACAUGCAGGACAUCUCCCUCCCUUUUUUUUUUUUACUAAGUGGGACUUGUAAAGGGAACCAGUGCCUUAAGGCCCAGCCUGGUUUCCUUAAUUUAAAGGGUUGGUUCAGCCAAAUCACAAAACAUUUACCAUUUAACUUUGAGAUAUCUAGCCAGGCAGAUAGUUUGGGUUUUUAUGCCCCCAGUGUCUGAGAUAGCCACCACUGACACUUCUACUGCCACCCUAGUACAAUGUAGGUUAAUGAAAUGUCCAUGGUGCUCAAAUCAUUGUAAAACAUUGUACAUUUGACACACUUAACAGCAGUGUGUCUUUCCAGAAACAAUGUCUCUGUUACUCUGGAUCAUUUCUGACAGUUUUCAUCUGUAACUAUAUGUCGAAUGUAAAAAAAAAAAAAAAAAAAAAAGAAAUAGUGAAAGAUGACCACCUUGACAUCCUUGGAUUAUCCAAAUAGUAGGCACACUGUUUCUGGAAAGAGACAUUGCUCUUGAGUUUUUCAAAUAUCAUUUUAAAAUAAUUUGAGCACCGCCAGUGGUAUUCAACAGAAGUCUCAGAGCAGAGAUCUAAAAAAAAAAAGAUUUUUAAUGUUGUGAUCCUCGUUAACUGACCCCUUAACAUCUUGGCUUGGAGAGGCUGUUGUCUAUUUUCACUUGCUUUACACAAAUAGGAAUUUGCAUACAUGUUAUCGUUCAUUUUUAAAACAUAAUUGGACCGUGUCUGACCCCAUAAAUGUGAUGUUAAUACAACCAGUUGCAAUCCCAGUGCCCCACCCCCACCCCCCGAUGUUGAAAUGCAGUGCACACUGUUCUGGCUGAUGUGACUGUUCUGCUGUUGAAUGGCUGUGGAACCAGAUUCCAGACAAAGGUCACCAACUGUCUUUAUGUAGCCUCACAGCUGUUGGCAUAUUAUUUUGCUCUCCAGAUAAAGACUGUAGUAGUGAUUUUUUUUUUUUUUUUUUUUUUUUUUUAACCUUUGCCUUAAAUCAAGCUUGCUCAGGCAAGGGAUUGCUUAUUCGCCACCCCUUUAACAACACCAUCUACCACUUACGUUAUGUUUGAAGAUUCAUCACAUGAUGGAGUAGCUUUCAUUCCUUUGGUUUGAUUACCAAAGUUAUUGAUUAAUUGAAAACAAUUUUUAAGCUUGUGGAAAGCUAGAAAGUUGUUGGUUUGUUAAAGGCGUCCUUGUAACUGUACAUUGUCAUUAGUAAAUUAAAGAAAGCUGCUUACACACCAUGCGCAGGCAGCUCUUUGUUUCUCUGGAUGUCCUAGCUAUUGUUGGUGCACUUGCAGUUCCAUACAUUUCACCAUUUUAGAAUUGGUCAUCCUAGAGGUGGUUGUUUUUAACUGUGACAACUUAAAUGUCGGCUGCUGCAGUACAUGAGUGGAUCUCUUCAGUGUUACAAGCCACAUUUCCUGGUCCCAAAUGCAAAUAAUGGUAGCAAGACAUAGAGGGAAUAUUUUGUGUCCUGCUCCCCCCCCUUCCCGUGCCACAUGUAGUGUUAAUCAUAUAUUUUGUUUUGUUGGUUUAAUAUUUUUGGGGUCAUCACUCCUCAGCAGCAAUAUGUUGUGUACUUCCUCUUUUGGUAAAGUUAUCUCAACCCAGACAGAUUUCAUGCAAGCCUUAAUAGACAGUGCUGCUUCAUUUUUGUGUGAAAAUGUAGAAGCUAACUGAGCCCCUGUGGUAGUGAUGGAUUGAAAAUUGAAAAAUGUCCUCCGGUAUAUAAAUUGCUGGGAUUAGUUGCCAAGUAGCUUGUUCUAAAGUUUUAACAUUAAGAAUUAAAGAGAAAUGAGAAUGGAUAGUCUGCUCUUAUGUACAAAGAGCUCUGUUUGUAAUCAGUUCACUUUUAUUUUUUAUAUAUAUAUAUAUAUAUAUAUAUAUAUAUAUAUAUAUAUAUAUAUAUAUAUAUAUAUAUAUAUAUAUAUAUAUAUAUAUAUAUAUAUAUAUAUAUAUAAACAAAAAAAUACUUUGAGUUCCUUUACCUCAAAAUUUGGUUCAGUAUCUUGGUAUCUGUUUGUCCUUUGAUCCCAAGAUACAGCAUCAGAUACGAAUGCAGUCCAACUCAUCCCGUCAUUCAGUAAAAAUCAUAUUCCACAGCAGAAAGGAUUCUAAGAAGUUUAAACAAGUAUUUGGGGAGAAAAAAACUUUUUACACUGGAUGUUUUUUAUUCAGCAAAGAAAUAUAACUGUAACUUGUGAUUGGUUUUUUUUCCUGAAGUGUAGAAUGGAAUCAAAUAUCAUAACAAAUUGACAUCACUUUUUUUGAAAUCUCGAAGAUAAUUCAGUUAGUGUCACCUCUUGCGUCAGCUUUUGUUUUGUUUUCUAAGGCUAUUUUUAUGUUUUCUUCGAUUAAACACUUGAGAAUAUUAAAGGAUUUAAUCACAAAGCCA